Messenger RNA from Danaus plexippus (monarch butterfly), 971 nucleotides. RefSeq names its product EEF1A lysine methyltransferase 1. Gene Ontology annotation, biological process: methylation. The coding region runs from base 179 to 823 and encodes 214 amino acids. Gene Ontology annotation, molecular function: nucleic acid binding; protein-lysine N-methyltransferase activity. The transcript is spliced from 4 exons. The record is from RefSeq and is a predicted model, not a curated record. Lineage: Eukaryota; Metazoa; Arthropoda; Insecta; Lepidoptera; Nymphalidae.
AAUUACAAGUAUGAUGACAUUGACAGUUCAAAAGUUUAUUGUUUAGAAGAUUGCUAUUAUUCUACAAAUAUCAAAUUUAUUAUGAAAUCCCAACACUGUUAGAGUAAAUUUUUCUACUUACGCUUUGUACUUUAGGUGGUUUUCACAUUAGAACGAGUUUUUUAGACCUUGAGUAGAAAUGGAAGAUGACGACGUACCGGCACUCUCUGCGGAAACUUUCGCAGCUCUCCAAGAAUUUUAUGCAGAACAACAAAAGCGGCAAGAGAUUUUAGAAAAGUUAGAAUCUCAGAAACAACUAAAUGAAAAUAUUUUAUUUGACGAAAAUUGGCAAUUAAGUCAAUUUUGGUAUAAUGAAUCUACAGUACAGGCUCUGGUCAAAGUAAUUGAUAAAGUUGUACCAGAUGGAGGCAAAGUAGCUCUUAUAUCUUGUCCCACACUCUUUGUGCCUGCAAAGAGACAUAUUGGAAGCAGAAUUGAUGUUUUACUUCUUGAAUAUGACAGAAGAUUUGAGGUCCACGGGACUGACUACAUGUUCUAUGAUUUUAAUUUUCCUGAAAAGUUGCCGGACGACUUAAACCAUAGUUUCGACCUAGUCGUUGCAGACCCACCUUACCUGUCCGAGGAAUGUAUAACAAAAACUUCUCAAACCAUAAAACUGUUAGGUAAAGACAAGAUCGUAGUUUGUACGGGGGCUAUUAUGAAGGAUCAGGUGGAGAAACUAUUGAACCUAAAGCAAUGUGCAUUCCAGCCAAAACAUAGAAACAACCUCGCUAACGAGUUCUGUUGUUAUUCUAACUUUGAACUUGAUGAAAUCUUAAGAUAAUUGGGGAAGUAUUCUCUGUAACGUGUCUUACUUACUGUACAGUCAUUGAAAAUGUAUCUGAGGAUCAUGAUAUAAUAUACACUGAUGUGAUAAUAUAAAAUGAAAUUAGUUAUAAGGUUAUAAAUAAAAUGAAACACACACAAAAACA